CAAUAUUGUUAAAUGUGUUCAAAGUUUAGCUGUAGCUGGGUUCAAUUUGUUCAGACGUCCUCACAGUUGUGGGCUGGCUUGUCAGCGGAGGCAGUGGUGCUCUUGUUAGCUGCAACUAGAGCAGUUUGUUAACUAGGUAGUAAUUUAUAAUCUGAUUUAAUAAAGCUAUUCAUCCUCAUAGCUGGUAGUAUUUAAACUGCAUUAUCAGAGCAAUGGAUGUGUAGGCUCCAGAGGCUCGUAGCUCAUAGUUUAAACUCGUGAUGGAGUCUAAACUAGUGUAUUAUUUUAAAAAGGAAAUGACCACCUUCAGACUUUAAGUGAAACUAUAGUGAUACCUCCUGAAGACUUCUCUAAAUUCUGUCGUGCGACAGCUGUGGAGAGGUCAGGUUGGCUUUUGCUGGGUCCUCAUGUUGACAUGUGUAUUUGCUAAUGUGCACUUAAACCAAUGGGACAUCCUGAAGCUCAGUCUUUGAGAUUAUUUGCACCGUCUGACUUCCAUUACUGUUUGUAGGUCAGGUCAGGAAGCUACAGCAACAUACACUUCCAAACUAGUCACAUACAUUGUUGAUCUGAUCCCUCCUCCCGAUUUUUGGAAAUUUGUGUCACGAAAUUUCUAAAUCAUUCUGUUGAAGGUCCUCAGCGGCAUGUUAAUACAGAUUAAACUACAUAGUGCUCUAAAUAUUUUUUUCUAUUUUACAAAAGUUCUCUUACUACAAAUGAGCAUUUCACUGUUGACUGUCUGCUGAACCGUUGAAAGCUGCCAAGAUAAAAGAAGCACACAAGUAAACAUCAAGCUUAGCCACUUAAUUUUGGCUAAUGGCGAUGCCGACUGCUUAAUCCACUUUGUGUCCGUUUGGAGAUGAAGUGUAACCAAAGCCUUGUUUGCCAGCGUCAGUAGGUCGUGAGAUGAUAUUGUGCGUGGCUGUCAUACCAUCUUUUCUAAUAGCUGAAAAAGGCUUGCCUGCUUGUGCAGAGAGUGUGGGAUGCACUCGUGUUACCAGCCAUGAUGAGCCACGUCAAAGGUGGCAAUGAAAAUGCAUAUGUGUGAAUUUAUGACCAAGCACUGUCCUGGCUCUGCCUGAAUGUUAAUACUUCACAGAUGCACCAGGGCUAACAUGAAGACAUUUUUCUGUGUCAUAUCUUGCUUCGAAGUGUAUAUCUUGUCCUGAUUUGAAUUUUCAUGUUGUUAAUGUUAUCUUUAUAGCGCUAAGAUAUUGGAAAGUGGUUUGUUGGCCUCUGUUCUGUGCUUGUACGUGAGUGUAUGUUGGUGGCUCCACCCACUGAGUGGGCUUGCGUAGUGCUAUGACUCAUCCCCCCUCUUCAGAGGCUUGAUGGAAUUCAACACACACAAACACACCAGACUGAACACAUCAUACAGCCAGAGCCUUCAGCACAGAGCUGAAAUACGCAGACCUGGUUAAUCUUAUAUUGGUCAUUUAAUUGUCUGAUACACUUGAGAUAUCUGACAUUUCACUUCUGACAAUUUAAUCACAGUGCAUGGUUUUUUAAAUAAACCAAAGAGAGGCAUUAAACAGACUCCUGAAAGUAACUGUGGGCAGAACAAAGCAUGCAUAUCAGUGGUCAUUUAAAAAGGAUUUUUGACACCGCGAUGAGCCAGAAGAACCAGACCCGGUGUGUUCUCAAGAGGCUGAAUGGUGACGCAGCCCCAGCUAAAAUCAGCGUCCCAGAGCCAGUCAGACAUGUUGUUUUUGCUCUGGCUGGGGAUUAAGUUAGAAUGCUAAUAAUGAGGGGCUUUAUAGGGACAGGAUGAAAGCUGGACAGCUGGACGGGCUUAAAGUAUGGACUCCAUACUGUUUGACAACAAAUAGAGCUUGAGUUGGAGAAGUCAAUGGACAUCAGAUCAUGGACGAGCCCAUGGAGGAGGGAGAGUCUUACUCGCACUGUGAUGAGGGGGCAUAUAAGGAGAUUCCUAUCACCCACCAUGUGAAAGAGGGUUGUGAGAAGGCGGAAUCAUCCCAGUUUGAACUGCUCAAAGUCCUCGGCCAGGGCUCUUUUGGCAAGGUAUUUCUUGUCCGGAAGAUCAUGGGUCCAGAUGCUGAUCAGUUAUAUGCAAUGAAAGUCCUAAAAAAGGCAUCUUUGAAAGUCAGGGACAGAGUUCGCACUAAAAUGGAAAGAGACAUUUUAGUGGAAGUCAAUCAUCCCUUCAUAGUGAAACUGCACUACGCCUUUCAGACAGAAGGGAAACUGUAUUUAAUACUGGACUUUCUCAGGGGAGGGGAUGUAUUCACUCGCUUAUCCAAAGAGGUUAUGUUUACAGAGGAAGAUGUGAAAUUCUACCUUGCAGAGCUGGCCCUGGCCCUCGACCAUCUGCACAGCCUGGGCAUAGUUUACAGAGAUCUCAAGCCAGAGAACAUCUUACUUGAUGAAGCUGGACACAUAAAGUUAACAGACUUUGGCUUGAGUAAAGAGUCAGUAGAUGCUGAUAAGAAGGCGUAUUCCUUCUGUGGUACGGUGGAGUAUAUGGCCCCUGAGGUGGUCAACAGGAGAGGACACACACAGAGUGCAGACUGGUGGUCUCUGGGAGUAUUGAUGUUUGAGAUGUUAACGGGGACAUUACCAUUCCAAGGCAAAGACCGAAAUGAGACCAUGAACAUGAUUCUCAAAGCUAAGUUGGGAAUGCCCCAGUUUCUAAGUUUGGAGGCCCAGAGUUUGUUGAGGAUGCUCUUUAAACGUAACCCUGCAAAUCGACUAGGGGCCGGACCCGAUGGAGUGGAGGAGAUCAAACGCCACGCUUUCUUUUCCACCAUCGACUGGAAUAAACUGUACAGGAGAGAGCUCCAGCCUCCAUUCAAGCCUGCAGCAGGAAAACCAGAUGACACAUUCUGCUUUGACCCAGAGUUCACCGCUAAAACACCUAAAGACUCCCCAGGUAUCCCGCCUAGUGCUAACGCCCACCAGCUCUUCAAAGGCUUCAGUUUUGUUGCUCCAGCCCCUAUGGACGAGAACAAGGGCUCCCCACUGCUCAGCAUACUCCCUAUUGUUCAGAUGCACGGGGGCUCAGCCAAGUUCUCAGAUCUGUACGAGCUGCAGGAGGACAUAGGGGUUGGCUCAUACUCCAUUUGUAAACGCUGUGUACACCGAGUCGCUGUCGUAGACUAUGCUGUGAAGAUUAUAGACAAAAGUAAGAGGGACCCCUCUGAAGAGAUCGAAAUCCUGAUGCGAUACGGACAGCAUCCCAACAUCAUCACUCUGAAAGACGUCUAUGACGAGGGCCGGUAUGUUUACCUGGUGACGGAGCUGAUGAAGGGUGGAGAGCUGCUGGAUAAGAUCCUCAGGCAGAAGUUUUUCUCUGAGAGAGAGGCCAGUGCUGUGCUCUACACCAUCACCAAGACUGUUGACUACCUCCACUGCCAAGGGGUGGUACACCGAGACCUGAAGCCCAGUAACAUCUUGUAUAUGGAUGACUCGGGGAAUCCUGACUCUAUAAGGAUCUGUGACUUUGGAUUCGCUAAGCAGCUUCGGGGAGGAAAUGGUCUCCUCCUCACCCCCUGUUACACCGCCAACUUUGUGGCACCAGAGGUACUAAUGCGUCAAGGUUAUGAUGCAGCCUGUGAUAUUUGGAGUCUUGGAGUUCUACUGUAUACAAUGCUGGCAGGGUACACACCGUUUGCUAAUGGGCCAAACGACACACCAGAGGAGAUUCUGCUCCGGAUAGGCUCUGGAAAGUUCUCUUUGACAGGUGGCAACUGGGAUACUGUAUCAGACAGCUCAAAGGAUCUGCUGUCUCAUAUGCUCCACGUGGACCCUCACCAGCGAUACACAGCAGCGCAGGUCCUAAAGCAUUCCUGGAUCACCUGCAGAGAUGCUCUCCCACACUUCCAACUCACACGCCAUGAUGCACCCCACCUCGUCAAGGGAGCCAUGGCUGCCACCUAUUCAGCACUGAGCCAGAAGACAAGUCAGCCUGUGUUGGAGCCUGUGGCAGCUUCCAGUCUAGCGCAGAGACGCAGCAUGAAGAAACUCACCUCAACAGACAUGUAGACACACACACACACAAACACACAAACACACAAACACACCGCUCACCCUCCAGUUUCAACCUCACUCUCAGUCGGACUCUCAUACGCAGAUGCGCCCACACACAGACCCAGGUCCUGGCCAGUUAGAGCUACUGUCUCCCUCUGUUUUUUUUAACCUAUUUAUUUGACAUGCUCAACACAUGCACUCACACCCACCUGAACAUGCACGCACACACUGGACGGUGUUGCAUUGUGAAGAGGUCAGCUGAAGAGGAAGAGGGGAAACUCACAUAUCUGUUACUGCUGGGGAGACAGCCAGUAUUUAUUUUCCAUAGCUUUCAUAUGCACUUGCCCUCUUCGCCUUUCAUUCUUUCUUCCUCGCGUGGGGAAGAGACGCACCAGCGGAUGUUCUCCUUCACUGUGAUUGGCUGAUUCAAAGCUGCUUCGGUAAACUGUGCCCCCCUCCCCACUGCUCUUCAUCUUCUCGGUCACCCUCCUCCUCGGUUCUCUCUCCCACCCUCCGUUGUUUGCUUUUGCUCUCUGAACUUCUUCUCUUCAAAGUGAAGUUAUGGUUUAUGUGUGAGAGUGUUGACAUGAUGAUAUUGACUGAGGGACAUUGUACGACUGUUUCCACUGUAGAAAACAAAGAUAUGUGUAUGCUUGUGGCGGGUUUAGAGGUCCCUCGGCUUCAAUAUCAUCUGCCAGCACUUUUGGUAACAUAAAUGCAUGUGUGGACACAACCUGUAUUUAUUUUCCCCUUAAAAUUCAGCGUCUGACUCAUGUUAUUUUGUGUGUAUCAGAAGAGGUAAAAUAAGCUGCAGAUGGACAAAAAGAAGACGUCUAGACUUAGAGGGGUGAAACAAUGUGGUAACCAUAACAGAAAUUUUAGCUUGCAUAUAUAUAUAUAUAUAUAUAUAUAUAUAUAUAUAUAUAUAUGAUGAAGAUGAAGAGCAAGUGGGGGAGCUGUAGGGAUUUCUCUGGGGGGGACGGGAAGCACCCCAUCAAACCAGAGGCGGAAUAAAAAAAUAAAAAAGAUAAAAAAAGAUUUCCAUGGAUAUCUCUUCAAAAAGACAUUGUGGAAACUGUAUGAUAUUGUAUUUAUUUCAUUUGAUUUUUAAGAUUCUAUUUUUCUUUCAAGUUAUGUAUAUAUUGACAUUAAAGAUCAUUAUUGACAUGCA
This is a messenger RNA of Hippoglossus stenolepis (Pacific halibut), 5158 nucleotides long. It is a transcript of the gene rps6kal, whose product is annotated as ribosomal protein S6 kinase a, like. The transcript is spliced from 22 exons. The record is from RefSeq and is a predicted model, not a curated record. Gene Ontology annotation, biological process: protein phosphorylation. Gene Ontology annotation, molecular function: ATP binding; magnesium ion binding; ribosomal protein S6 kinase activity. NCBI's taxonomy places the organism in Eukaryota, Metazoa, Chordata, Actinopteri, Pleuronectiformes, Pleuronectidae. The coding region runs from base 1864 to 4002 and encodes 712 amino acids.